Molecule: messenger RNA, 3004 nt
Organism: Cuscuta campestris
Lineage: Eukaryota; Viridiplantae; Streptophyta; Magnoliopsida; Solanales; Convolvulaceae
Source: the annotation of a GenBank genome assembly
GUUGCGGUCUUACAUGUGACUUAACCUCAGGUACUCAGGCUUGCUUGUUUUAGCAGAGGAUGCUAUAUGUGCUCCUAGAGCUGAUCAAAAAAUUUGUUUCAGCGUAGUGUGCGGCCUUUAAGUUAGGCAGCAUUUAUCACAAUGGGAACCCCUUACCGCAGUGUUGCUUUUAGAAAAUCAAAUGAUAGUGCCAGGCUUAUUAUAACGACAGUAAUGGGCAUGGUGUUUGGAUACUUUAUAGGCAUUUCAUUUCCAUUGCUUUCUUUAGCCAAGAUUAACUUACCUUCAAGCCUUAUAUCAUCUCUUGAUGUAGCCUUUGGUGAGGACCAUCAAAGAUUUACAGAUCGUAGUUUUCCUGAAAAUCUUGGUUCGGGUAGCACUCCAACAACACCCAAGAUCUAUGUUCCCUCCAAUCCUCGUGGUGCAGAAUCAUUGCCACCAGGAAUUGUAGUUUCAGAAUCUGAUUUUUAUCUUCGUAGAUUAUGGGGUGAACCAAGUGAGGAUCUGAAAAGGAAGCCCAAGUACCUAGUAACCUUUACAGUUGGUUUGGACCAAAAGAACAAUAUCAAUGCAGCUGUUAAGAAGUUCUCAGAAGAUUUUCAAAUUAUGCUUUUCCAUUAUGAUGGCCGGACAACAGAAUGGGAUCAGUUUGAGUGGUCAAAGCGUGCAAUUCAUGUCAGUGUUAGAAAGCAGACCAAAUGGUGGUAUGCGAAGCGGUUUUUACACCCAGAUGUUGUAGCUGCUUAUGAUUACAUAUUUAUUUGGGACGAAGAUCUUGGAGUAGAACACUUCAAUGCACACAAUUUUGUAGAAAUCAUGGCUCCUGUGUUCUCCCGAGAAGCAUGGCGGUGUGUUUGGCAUAUGAUUCAGAAUGAUCUGGUUCAUGGAUGGGGAUUGGAUUUCGCUCUCAGAAGAUGUGUAGAGCCUGCUCAUGAAAAGAUUGGUGUAGUUGAUUCACAAUGGAUUAUUCAUCAAGUUAUCCCUUCGCUAGGGAAUCAGGGUCGGUCUGAAGAUGGUAAAGCUCCGUGGCAAGGGGCAACAUAUAACAGAGAGGAUCUGGAGGAGUGUGAAAACAGGGUCAAGAGUUGGGCAUCUUCUUCCCAGGAGUUUGAAGCUUCUGAACAUCAAAAGAUAUUAAAGGAUUUCCUGUUCUUUCUUCAUGUCCCCAGAACAGGGGGCAAAAAUUACCACCAUUGCAUUUUGGAACAACUCUAUGAUACCUCUUCAAGGUGUCCACAUUCCUAUGAUCGCUUAAGGUUUAAUCCAAGGAACCCAAGAUGUAAUUUGACAGUAACACAUGAUGACUACAGCUUGAUGUCUAGACUACCAAAAGAUAAAACCUCUGUGGUCACCAUCAUCCGGAACCCAAUCGAACGCGUGAUUAGCUCAUAUGAAUUUUCUAUUGAAGUUGCAGCCAGGUCUCUGCAGUUCAACAAUUUAACAACUGCUAUUCAAGUGGAAGACGAUAAGCCCAACGUUACAGAGAGAGGAGUCACUCAAGAUAUCUGGCCAUGGAGGUACUUAGUUCCAUGGAUGAUGCACGAUCUCUUCUCUCGAAGAGAUCAAAGAAAGCUUAAGGGUGAAAGUGUUAUCAUAAGUGAUGAUCCAUACAACAUGGAGGAAAUUUUGAUGCCUUUGCAUCAGUUUAUAAAGGAGCCUAUCGCCUUGGAUCUUGUCCACAACGGAGCCACAUUUCAGGUUGCAGGACUCACAAACAAUUCAUACUCGAAAAUGUCACAUCAAGUGCGCCAUUGUGUGUUGAAGUACCCAAGUCUUGGCGAAUAUGUUCUUGAGGUUGCCAAGAGGAGGUUGGACAAUAUGUUGUAUGUCGGGCUCACGGAUAAGCACAAAGAGUCAGCUACUUUGUUUGCCAAUGUCGUUGGUGAUCAAGUCACAUCGAAGUUGGCUCAAUCACGAUUUAGUAGAAAUAGUUCGGCCAUCCAACGUCCAGGUCAUAGGGGAUGGAAUGUUGAAGACAUUGUGAUGGGUAUGGCUGAACAAUCUGCACCAGUGGACCUUUCUUGGAACAGAGGAGAUGUGUAUGAAGAAGAAGAUGGUGAGAAUGUGAUGGAACUGCUCAAUAUUCUCGGUGACGAUUUCUAUCCGGGAGGAAACGACUUUGUUGUUGACGAUUUCGAUGCUACGAAAUUGGGACCCAUCCCUUUCGACGAUGCAUUCGUUCCCUUUCCCCUUAACAGCACCAUCCAAAAUGAUUCGUCGAAUCCGCCAUUCUUGCUCAAGUCUUCUUUCUCUCAAAAGCAGCAGCUGAAUGAAGGUGCCCUUCUUCUUGGUCACAAGAAUAAAAACUGUGAGGUUGUAAUGUACCAGACACAGAGUCCAGUCUCUGUCCUUGACACUACUACUACUACUACUAGUGCCUCAUCAUCCUCCAGCUCGAGCGGAAAACCGGGCGGGCCCACAAAUCCCGAACUCACCGUACCCGUGCGGCGACCCCGGUCCAAACGCACCCGGUCUUCGACCGUCAAUCCAUGGCUGCUCAUACCUCCUCCUAUAAUCACAACUCCACACGUCGCCAAAAAGAAAAUGAAGAGGAUGCUGUCCCGAAAGCCCGGUGGGCCCGUCGGGCCCGGUGGCCCGUUUAAGAAGUGCUCGCAUUGUGAGGCGACGGAGACACCGCAGUGGAGGGCGGGUCCGCUGGGCCCAAAAACACUGUGCAAUGCGUGUGGGGUCCGGUACCGCUCCGGUCGUCUCUUCCCGGAGUACCGGCCCGCGGCUAGCCCGACGUUCGUCCCUUUGGUCCACUCCAACUCCCACAGAAAGGUGAUAGAAAUGAGAAGCAAGGUUCAUGAACCGGAGCCGGUUCGUGAUUUUCCGGCGUCGCCGUCGCCGGAAUUCGUCCCCAUGAGUGGCUACCCGUUUGAUUGCAUAUACUGAGGGGGAGAAAUUUUCAGUUUUUUUUUUUUGGAUUUACAAAGUAAUGCUUUGUUCAUUUUGAACAAUUUUAUUUGUUAUUGUUCUUGAGCAAGAAAAGAGGAUAUGAUAU